Molecule: messenger RNA, 252 nt
Organism: Protopolystoma xenopodis
Lineage: Eukaryota; Metazoa; Platyhelminthes; Monogenea; Polystomatidea; Polystomatidae
Source: the annotation of a GenBank genome assembly
AUGCUCCUGCUGCAAUCGUCGCAGACCUUGCGAUCUGGCUGGUCGUGUUACAACCACCUGGCUAGCCUCGGCGGCCAUACAGAAGCCAUUUCGGUAGCACCUGAUGGUGGGGUGGCCUGGAAGCAUGUUCCGAAUAGGCCUGCCUUUAAGACAACACGUUGCGGAGCGACUGUUUCGAUCGUCUUAGCAGCUGAGGCGAUGUUAUCACGUCCAGCCAGACAUGGCGAAACUGGCACCACAAGGCUGUCUUAG